GUCAGCUGAGACUGUAAACUCCGAGUCGCGGUGCUGUGUGCCGCAGGAUGUGGUUAGAUUUGUUCCUCUGCGACAUAAACAGCCGCUGAUGAUGAUGAUGAUGGGGGUGUCUCCUCCUCCCCGCUGAGCUGAACGCAUCACAGGGGGACUCCUCAUUAAACGCAGUUGAGUAAAGGUACAGAACCGGAGAAACAGGACAGAACAUUUCCACCUAGAUACCCGCCGACAUGUUCACCGGGAUGCGGACGGAGGACCGCGGGGACUCCGGGAUCCUGGAUGCUGCGGCUCUGAGGCAGCAGAGGAGGCUGAAACAGGCGAUCCAGUUCCUCCAUAAGGACUCUGCUGAUCUGCUGCCUCUGGAUGGACUGAAGAAGCUCGGGACAUCCAAACAGGGGCAGCCGCAUCACAUCCUACAGAAGCGCCUGCUUGAAGCCAAGUUGACCCGGGGAAGGAUAAGCAUGUGUGGGGUGACGACACCAAAUAACAACGCUGUGCUUUUGACCUGCAGUCAUUUAAAUUCACAUGAGAAUGAGGAAGAAGAGGAGGAAGACUUCAUCUAUGUCCCCUGCCAGUGUUUAGGACACGAGGUGAAUGUGCUGAUUGACACUGGCUGCAAACUGAACCUGAUGUCCUCUCAGACUGCGGAGAGAUUAGGUUUAAAAGAUUUGAUUGAGGAGAACAAACAGGAGAUGGACGGCUUUCCAUUUCAACGGAAACUCCACAUUGACGGUUAUAUCGAGGAACUCAGUCUAAACAUCGGACAGCUCAGGAUAAUGUGCUCCUUUGCUGUAGUGGAUUGUAACAAGCCACUGAUGUCUCUGGGCAACAAGACAUUAAAGUCACUCAAGUGUGUAAUUGACACUGAAAAGCAGAUGUUGGUGUUUGGGAGAGCCAUGAGAGAGCAAGUUCAGUUUGCCAAAAAGCCAUUCAAUGAAAGCAGUUUCUCUAACUACAGAAACCUGUAAUACUGACUUCCCUGCUGCCAACACACACAGUGACCAGAAGCAAUAGAAUUAUUUCCUCAUACAACUAGAUGCCUCAUUAGAGAAGUUCAUAUUUCUCAUUUCAUAAACUCUCUCACACUCUGUUUGUUUGUUUGCUGCAGGCAUCGGCAGCGGCGGACACAAACAGUUCCUCAUGUCAUGUAGCACUGGCAAUGAUUUCUCGUAGCUUAGCAUAUGAUCAUAUAUGAUCUGUCACUACAGUAGUAUGUGUUGUGCAGCUAGUAAACACAUUAUUGACAGAACAUGUAGUUGCUGUAGAUUUUAAGAUUCUUGUAGAAUUGUGAUUUAUAGCUCUCGUAUUCUACUAAUUAGUAUUGUUCUGCCAGACAAAGUAUUACUACAUUUAUAACUGGGGAUCGGUCUUGCAGAUAAAAAGGUUGCAUGAUUUUUAUUUCAUGUGAAAUGUAGUUUAUAAGCCUAGCACAUACAGUAGCUAUCAUAUAUAUAUAUAUAUAUAUGUAUAUAUAUACUGUUGAGCUAUUGUAUUUUAUAAUGUUGUAAUGUAUUUUCUAGUCCGAAACAUGUGUUUGCAUUGAGGUCACUGCCUUUUAAUGUUUACAAAGAGAAAGUGACACUUGUGAUAUGUUUUAUCACUUGACUGUAGCAAAGUGCAGCACUGAAUAUA
Molecule: messenger RNA, 1629 nt
Organism: Thunnus maccoyii (southern bluefin tuna)
Lineage: Eukaryota; Metazoa; Chordata; Actinopteri; Scombriformes; Scombridae
Product: nuclear receptor-interacting protein 3-like
Exons: 8
Coding region: 228-965 (245 amino acids)
Biological process (GO): proteolysis
Molecular function (GO): aspartic-type endopeptidase activity
Source: RefSeq, a predicted model, not a curated record